Molecule: messenger RNA, 2128 nt
Organism: Calliphora vicina (urban bluebottle blowfly)
Lineage: Eukaryota; Metazoa; Arthropoda; Insecta; Diptera; Calliphoridae
Gene: ais
Product: aramis
Exons: 5
Coding region: 98-1957 (619 amino acids)
Biological process (GO): maturation of SSU-rRNA
Molecular function (GO): ATP binding; RNA helicase activity; nucleic acid binding
Source: RefSeq, a predicted model, not a curated record
CGUUUACUCUGAGCUACACGUGCACAACUUCUCUCUCGUUUAGUGUUUUUAAAAAAUAAAAUAUUUGUAAUAAAAUAUCGGUAUUUAUUAAAUAAAAAUGGAUGCCCAUGACUUAUUUCGUCAGUUGACAAGAGGUGUAAGAUUUACCAACAGAAAUAAAGCUCCACAAAAGCAGAGCAAAAAGCCCUUGGAAAAACAGUGUAAACUGGAGGAUGAAAUAAAAAGCAAAGAUGAAGGAAUAGUUUCAGAUGAAGAUGAAACUAUGCAAGAUAUUGAAGACAUAGAAACGAACGUUUCGUCUGAUGAAGAAGAACUACAGCAAGACGAUGAAGAACCACAAACAUUUGAAUUUAUAUCGGGAGUGACAAGUUCUGGCAAAAAAUCGAAAAAGAAAACCAAACCUCUUACAGCCGAACAACAAGAAAAACAAAUGGAAGAGGAAAUGAUACAAACAAUUCGUAAAGAAAAUCGUAUUACAGUAUUUGGAAAAAAUAUACCAGCACCCAUCUCCACGUUCCAGGAACUGCACACCAACUAUAACAUGAAUGAGAAACUAGUGCAAAAUCUUGUGAACUGUAACUAUGCCAAACCUACAGCCGUGCAAAUGCAAGCUAUACCCAUUAUGCUUAAAGGCAGACCUCUAAUGGCUUGUGCCCCCACAGGUUCUGGCAAAACUAUAGCCUUUUUAGCACCUGUUAUUAAUGACUUAAAGGCUCCCAAGAAAGUAGGCUUUCGUGCUUUAGUUUUAGCACCCACAAGAGAAUUGGCUCAACAAAUCUAUCGUGAGUGUAUACGUAUGUCGGAAAAGACGGCUCUUAAAAUUCAUAUAAUAAGUAAAGUUAAUCAGGCGAAAGCGAAAUUUGGUGAGAAUUCCUCAAAAAAAUUCGAUAUUUUAAUAUCAACACCUAAUAGAGUUAGAUUUUUGUUGCAACAAGAGCCACCGCUGUUGGAUUUGAAGAGUAUUGAAUGGUUUAUUCUUGAUGAAGCUGAUCGUUUGAUGGAGGAGGGUCAGAAUAAUUUCAAAGAACAAUUAGAUGAUAUUUUAGCUGCCUGUACAAAUCCCCACAAAAAACUUGCUUUAUUUAGUGCCACAUAUACGGUGCCGGUAGCCAAGUGGGCUUUAAAGAAUCUUAAAAAUCUAGCUCGUGUAAAUGUGGGUGCCCAAAAUGCUGCUACUGAAUUUGUGGAGCAAGAGUUGUUGUUUGUGGGUUCAGAAAGUGGCAAACUUUUGGCUGUACGUGAUAUGGUGAGAAGCGGUCUGAAACCACCGGUGUUGGUGUUUGUACAAAGUAAGGAUCGUGCCAAACAGUUGUUCGAGGAACUUUUAUACGAUGGCAUUAAUGUCGAUGUCAUACACGCCGAUCGUACCCAGCAACAACGUGACAACUGUGUGAGAGCUUUCCGUGAAGGUCAUAUAUGGAUAUUAAUUUGUACAGAACUUAUGGGACGUGGUAUUGAUUUCAAAGGAGUUAAUCUAGUAUUAAACUAUGAUUUUCCACCCUCCACUAUAUCAUAUAUACAUCGUAUUGGUCGUACCGGCAGAGCGGGCAGACCAGGAAAAGCCAUAACAUUUUUCACACAAGAUGAUACACCACAUUUGAGAAGCGUUGCUGAAAUUAUACGCAAUUCUGGUGGCAAGGUACCCGAAUUCAUGUUAAACAUGAAAAAAGCCAAGAAAUCAGAGAAAAAGAAACUGGCCAGUUUUGCUCCAAAGCGAGCAGAUAUUUCUACCAGAAUCAAACCCGAACAAGAAAGACAAGAUAAAUUAGAAAAAGUAGAAAAGGUAAUGCAAAAGAAACACAAGUCAGCUAAAAACUCUAAGGCGGAAAAUGAUGAUAACAAUAAAAAAUUCAAGAAAAUACAAAAAUUAAAAAAUACCCAUAACAGUUUGCCGCCUACAAAAAAUAAGAAAUCGAAAAAUCAUAUUAAAAAUAAUAAAUCUAAACAAAAAUCUUAAUAGUUAUACAAACCUAAAUACAAAUUGAUUUAAGUAAAAGAAUAAUUGUUAUUUAACAUUUCAUAGUUUAUAUAUAUUUUAUAUAUAGUAACUUUUUUUGAUAAUAUAACAAUACAUAAGUUUUUUUUAUCAUGUAUUGUUUAUAAUAAAUUCAUAAAAAAUACAAUAAAA